Messenger RNA from Clonostachys rhizophaga, 3150 nucleotides. The record is from the annotation of a GenBank genome assembly. NCBI's taxonomy places the organism in Eukaryota, Fungi, Ascomycota, Sordariomycetes, Hypocreales, Bionectriaceae.
AUGGGAAAGCAAUCGUCCACCCUUCCCUUUGGGCAAAAUGUCCAAUUGUCGGCCAUCUCUGGCCCGACAUAUGUGACUGCCCAGCUCCUUGUCCAGCAGAUCGCAUACAAGCUCUCCGACAAAGUCUUUUCCUACUCCCCGGAGACCUUCGACCUCGACUUGGCUCUGAAAGAGUGGGCCGCCAGCGCCGAGAAGAACAUCCACAACUAUGAGCCUUCCGUGCUCUCGCUCCAAUCCAGAACCGGAGCCGGUGCACUGGCUCUUGGAUACAUCUUCUCUCCCGACUUCGAUGUUACCAAGCGACACAUUCCUCAGACUCUUAUUGCUGCCUCCGGCAACCUGAACCAGCUCCGGGCUUCCCUGGAUCAGCUCUCUCUCCUUUACGGAGUCUCCAGCCCAUUCGUUGCCCAUAUUGCUGCCGCAGACUACUCCGCAGACGCUGGCCUCGUCGCGAACUACGAUGUUGCUCUUAGAUUGGCUGAAGAUUUGGGUCUUGGUCUUGUUGCCAGCUCUUCCACCUAUGAGGCCCAGCACAUGUCGCUUUUCUCCACACUUCUGGCUUCCCUGAUUCCUACUCUCCAUAUCUAUGAUGGUAUUCGCGUUUCUCGGGAGACUCUCCGUGUAGUUGAUGCUUUGGGCGAGACCGGAGUUGCGGACCUGUAUAACAAGCUCUCCGCCGAAGCCGGCAACCUGAAUAAGCGAUUAGACAAUGCCGGUAAGGUUGUCGAGCUCCUCAAGCUCUUCAACGAUGAGCUUGGAACCGUCUACGAGCCAUUUGAGUACCACGGUCACCAGGAGCCCGAUGUGGUUCUUGUAACUUUCGGGAGUGUUGAGUCCCAGACAGCCAAGCAGGUCUUGAGCAAGAUCGCUGCCGAGGGCGCCAAGGCUGGUGUUGUCAAUGUUCGAGUUUACCGACCUUUCAUUGAGGAAGCCUUCUUGAGUGUUAUCCCCAAGUCUGCCCGCACCAUUGCAGUUCUCGGACAGGUCCAGACCACCGCUGCUGCAACGGAUGAGGCUACUCAAUCCGCUCUUUACGCUGAUGUCUUGACUGCCGUUACCUUCUCUGGAAAGUUUGAUACGGAUCCCCUCGUUCUCGACGUCAAGUACACCCCCUCUCAGCCUAUUACUCCUCAGGGCAUUGUGGAUACUCUUCACAGGAUCUUCAACAAUGAUGGCGAGGCCAAUCUGCUGCCUCCUAUCAUCAGCGCUCAGCAGUACACCUUCUGGGAUGUUGACAACUCAGCCUCCAUCGACUCUCCCAGUGUCAUUGGCAACGUUCUUUCCAAGGACUCCAAGACCAAUGUCUUCGUACAUGAAGCAUAUGACAACCUUGCUCAAGGUGGUCUGGUCCGUGCUGAUAUCCGGGCUUCCAGCAAGGCUCUUGAAGCCCCUUACGAAGUGCGAGACGCCGACGUAGUCGUUGUUGGCAAUGAUGCCGUUCUCAAGGAGGUUGAUGUUGUCAGAGGACUUGCUCAGGAGGGUACCCUCAUCCUUAAGCUCAAUAACUUCAAGGAAGAUGAGAUUGAGAAGCGAAUCCCUGCCUCCGUCCGCAAAUCCCUCCAGGAGAAGGCAGCCAACCUUCUUGUGCUGGAUGCAUCCUACUCACCUGCCUUUGAGAAGGAUGAGGCCUCCAAGGUUUUGCUGGAACUUGCUUUCCUGCAAACCGCCCGACCUGAUCUCCCCGCUAGUGACAUCGGCAAGUUGAUCCUGUCAGAAGGCCACUCCACUACUCUUGACGAGGUCGUUGAUGCCAUCGGCCAGUGCUUGCGCAAGAUUGAGAUCCCCGCUGCUUGGGCUGAGGUGGAUGCCGAUUACGCCGAUCCCCAGCUGGCAGCUUCUAUCCAGCCUAACAGCUUCGUCUCUUUCCAGAAGGAAGAGCCCGAGGAGGCUUUUGAGCUCCGUGACUGGCAGGCUGCUGCCAAGGGCUUGGCCUUUAAGGAGGCAUUCAAUGCCGAGACCAAGCUGCGCCCUGACCUUCCUGUCCAGACUUCCACAAUUCGCGUCAAGGAGAACCGAAGGCUCACCCCCUCGGACUACAACCGAAACAUUUUCCACAUCGAGUUCGAUCUGGGUGAUUCUGGUCUUACCUACAAGAUUGGUGAGGCUCUGGGUAUCCAUGCCGAGAACGACGAGGAAGAGGUCAAUGCAUUCAUUGAGUUCUACGGCCUCAACCCCAACGAGCUUGUGCGAGUCACUUCUCGUGAGGACGCCUCUGCACUUGAAGUCCGCACGGUCUUCCAGGCUCUCAAGCAAAACGUUGAUAUCCUCGGAAAGCCCCCAAAGAGGUUCUAUGAAGCUCUAGCCGAGUUUGCUACCGAUCAGACUGAGAAGAAGAAGUUGGAGGCUCUUGGUGGCCAGGAGGGCGCUGAGGACUUUAAGCGCCGCAGCGAGGUUGACACCCUUACCUAUGUCGACAUUCUAGAGGAGUUCCGUUCUGCACACCCUAGCUUCAACGACCUCGCCAAGAUUGUUAGCCCUCUCAAGCGUCGCGAGUACUCGAUUGCCUCUGCUCAAGCUGUCACUCCCAACGCUGUUUCCCUCAUGAUUGUCGUUGUUGACUGGGUUGACACCAAGGGCCGCACUAGAUAUGGUCAUGCCAGUCACUACCUUAGUCGCCUCGCUCCUGGAACUGCUGUAACUGCCUCCGUCAAGCCCUCAGUCAUGAAGCUCCCUGUCAACGAUACCGCCCCUCUCAUCAUGGCUGGUCUUGGUACCGGUCUGGCGCCUUUCCGAGCCUUUGUCCAGUACCGUGCCAUGCAGAAGGCCCAGGGCAAGGAGAUCGGCUCCAUUCUGCUCUACCUUGGAUCUCGUCACCAGCGUGAAGAAUAUCUGUACGGCGAGGAAUGGGAGGCUUAUCUAGCUGCUGGUGUUGUCACUCUCAUCGGUUCUGCUUUCUCUCGUGAUCAGCCUCAGAAGAUCUACAUCCAGGACCGUAUGCGCCAGACCAUUGACGAUAUUGUCAAGGCUUAUAUCAAAGAAGAAGGAAGCUUUUACCUCUGUGGUCCCACCUGGCCUGUGCCUGAUGUGACCGAGGUCCUCCAGGAAGCCAUUUCUCUCGAAGCCAAGAUAAGCGGAGCCAAGAAGGUUGAUCCUAAGAAGGAGAUUGAGAAGCUCAAGGAACAGGGUCGUUAUGUCCUAGAAGUCUACUAA